AUGGACGGGCCGGAGGAGGACGGCGGCAUCGAGCUCCUAUGCAGCUACGCCCACGGCUUCAUGGUGUCGCAGGUGCUGUUCACCUCCUGUCAGCUCGGGGUGUUCGACACGCUGGCCCAGGCCCCCCUGCACGCCGCCACGCUGGCCGCCCGACUCGGUUGCAGCCUCACGGGGACACGACGGCUGCUGGACGCCUGCGAGGCCCUGAGAUUGCUGAGCCGAGACGCGUCGGGCCGCUACGCCAACACGGACAUGGCCGCCACCUACCUGACCAGCGAUGGACCCAAGUCUCAGAGGGACAUGAUGCUGUACCUGGCGCAAACGCCGUACCAACUGUGGGCACACCUGGGCCAUGCAGUCAGAGAAGGGCGGAACCAGUAUCUCCGAGCCUUCGGGACGCCUUCAGACGAUCUCUUCGCCGCCAUUUACAGGGCCGAUGAGGAGCGUGUGGCCUUCCAUCGGGCCAUGGAGGCCACGUGGCGCCUGGAAGGCCACAGGGUGCUGACGGCCUUCGACCUCUCGGCCUUCCACAUCAUCUGCGACGUGGGUGGUGAGUAUCCAGGGUGCUGGGUGCUCAGUCCCCCUGGGCUCCCUGUGGGCGUGUCCUACUCGAUAUGGGCGUGGCUUAAAUUGCUCCACGUCCCUGUGGGCGUGUUCUGGGUGGGUCCAGCCGUGGUGGGCGUGGCCGAGCACCUUGUGGGCGUGGCCUAG
This is a messenger RNA of Dipodomys ordii (Ord's kangaroo rat), 711 nucleotides long. RefSeq names its product acetylserotonin O-methyltransferase (gene Asmt). Lineage: Eukaryota; Metazoa; Chordata; Mammalia; Rodentia; Heteromyidae. The transcript has 6 exons. The record is from RefSeq and is a predicted model, not a curated record. Bases 1 to 711 code for a protein of 236 amino acids. Gene Ontology annotation, molecular function: O-methyltransferase activity.